AUGUGGCGCGAAGCAGCAGGAGCCCUUCAUCCCAGAUCCGACGCGCCAGAUGACCCCAUACCGCUUCGCUUUAAAGGAGUCAGCGGCUACCGUGGGUGCUCGAUCGGACGGCGAUCCGCGUGCCGGGCGUCCCUGUCGCUAAUCCGGGUUUACCCCGUUGUGCCGCCAGUGUUCCUGGCCGGCUACCCUAGUCUGACACCCUCUUCCUUCUUCCUCCUCUCCCUGCUCCGCCACCCCCUGCCGCAUGGCGCUCGCGCGAACCGUCCCGCUCCCGCAGCUCGCCUCGGCCUCGCCCCUACCCCGGCACCGCAGCUGCCGCCUCCUCCUCCCCGCAAUGCCGAAGGAGCGCGGGCUCCCCGCGCGAGGGAUCGCCUGCCGCGCCGCGACGACGACGCCGGCCGCGGUGGCGGCGGUGGGUGUCGGGAGGACCUGCCCGAGGGGUACGAGCAGAUGAUGCCGACCGUGGAUGCCUCCCAGCGGCGGCGCGCAGGGGUUCUGCUGCACCCGACGUCGCUCCGCGGCCCGCACGGCAUCGGCGACCUCGGCGACCAGGCGCUCGCGUUCCUCGACUGGCUCCACGGCGCCGGGUGCACGCUCUGGCAGGCAGCAGAGAGGCUCCUACAGAGCCCUGGAGAGCUCCGAAGGCAGUAUGACGAAUUCAAGAAAAAUCCAGAUGUUUCAGGUUGGCUUGAAGAUGCUGCACUUUUCGCUGCUAUCGACAAUAGCAUCAAUGCAGUGUCCUGGUCUGAGUGGCCUGAACCGCUGAAAGAUCGCCAUCCUGGAGCCUUGAAAGAUAUGUAUGAAAACCAGAAGGACUUUAUAGAAAAUUUUAUGGCACAACAGUUCUUAUUUGAAAAGCAAUGGAAACGGGUUCGUUCACACGCACAGAAGCUGGGCAUCAGCAUAAUGGGUGACAUGCCUAUAUAUGUUGGCUACCACAGUGCAGAUGUUUGGGCAAACAGGAAAUCAUUUUUGCUGGACAAGAAUGGUUUCCCCACAUUUGUUAGUGGUGUUCCACCUGAUGCAUUCAGUGAAACUGGUCAGUUAUGGAACAGCCCAUUGUAUGACUGGAAAUCUAUGGAAGCAGAUGGCUUUGCAUGGUGGGUAAAGAGGAUUAAACGUGCCCUUGAUUUGUAUGAUGAGUUCCGUAUUGACCAUUUCCGGGGGCUUGCUGGUUUCUGGGCAGUUCCUUCGGGAUCAGAAGUAGCGAUGUUUGGAAGCUGGAGGGCUGGACCAAGGAAUGCCUUUUUUGAUGCGCUCUUCAAAGCUGUUGGUAAAAUAAAUAUAAUUGCAGAAGACCUGGGGUUGAUAACUGAAGAUGUCGUUGAGUUAAGGAAGUCUAUUGGGGCUCCGGGGAUGGCAGUUCUUCAGUUCGCUUUUGGUGGUGGUCCUGGCAACCCCCACUUACCUCAUAACCAUGAAUUGAAUCAAGUUGUAUACACAGGGACACAUGAUAACGAUACAGCUGUUGGCUGGUGGCAAAGUUUACCAGAGGAAGAGAAGCACACUGUGUUCAAGUAUCUACCGCAGGUCAGCAACUCGGAUGUCUCUUGGGCGUUAAUUGCUACUGCCCUCUCUUCCGUUGCGAGGACUUCCAUGGUAACCAUGCAGGACAUACUCAGCCUUGGCAGCUCUGCUAGGAUGAACACUCCAGCUACACAGAAAGGAAAUUGGAGAUGGAGGAUACCAAGUUGUGUCAGCUUCGACAGCCUUAGCCUCGAAGAAGCCAAGCUGAAGGAGUUGCUUGGGCUGUACAACCGGCUGUGAAGUACCCCGUUCUCCAGCACUCUUGUGCUCUCUGUCGCUUGAGGCUUGGAACUGCCAGACGUUACUGCCAUAAACUAGCAGCCAAACAUGAAGGAUCUGGCUGCUAUUGUUCAUUGGGAUGUUGGCACCUGUUCCCGAAUAAUAGGCUUCUGUUGGUCAGUUGCAAAUUAGCAUGCUUGAACUGAAGCGUCUUGCAUGUUUACAACUUGUUAGUAUGGUAUAGUCAUAUAUUUGUUCAAAAAUGGUAUAGUGCUAUAUGUUCCCAUUUUGGGUAUGUACUUAUGAUAUAACUCACGAGUCUUUCAAACUCUUAAUAAGUGGGAUAUGUGUAUCAACUUCUCUUUA
Messenger RNA from Hordeum vulgare subsp. vulgare (domesticated barley), 2112 nucleotides. RefSeq names its product 4-alpha-glucanotransferase DPE1, chloroplastic/amyloplastic-like. The transcript is spliced from 15 exons. Gene Ontology annotation, biological process: carbohydrate metabolic process. Lineage: Eukaryota; Viridiplantae; Streptophyta; Magnoliopsida; Poales; Poaceae. Gene Ontology annotation, molecular function: 4-alpha-glucanotransferase activity. The record is from RefSeq and is a predicted model, not a curated record. The coding region runs from base 1 to 1767 and encodes 588 amino acids.